CUUGAACUUUUCACAACAAAAGCAAUUAAUUUCCAUUAACCUUUUUUCCCCCCUCUACCCUUUCCCUCUCACAUUCCCCUGCAGAUAUAUCCAGCUAUGGAUAUGGACAGUGCCAGUUCAGUGGUGCUGCAGGCGUUAACCCAAGCGACCAGUCAGGACACAUCUGUGCUGAAGCCUGCGGAGGAGCAGCUCCGACAGUGGGAGACCCAGCCAGGCUUCUACUCAGUCCUUCUGAAUAUCUUCAAUAACCACAUGCUGGCUGUGAAUGUUCGGUGGCUGGCUGUGCUCUACUUCAAAAAUGGCAUUGACAGAUACUGGAGGAGAGUAGCGCCUCAUGCAUUAUCAGAAGAAGAGAAGACGUCAUUGCGUGCUGGUCUCAUCACAAACUUCAAUGAGCCUGUUAAUCAGAUAGCGACACAGAUCGCAGUACUGAUAGCCAAGGUGGCCCGUCUGGACUGCCCCAGGCAAUGGCCAGAGCUCAUUCCCAUUCUGCUGGAGUCCGUCAAGGGUCAGGACGGCUUGCAGCAGCACAGAGCGCUGCUAACAUUCUAUCACGUCACCAAAACACUUGCAUCCAAACGUCUGGCACAAGACAGGCGGCUUUUCCAGGAUCUGGCGUCGGGCAUCUACAACUUCGCCUGUUCCCUGUGGAGCCAUCACACCGACUGCUUCCUCCAACAGAUCUAUGCCAGAGAUGAGGCUGCAGCGCUCAGCUCACUGGAGAGGACGCUUCUCUCUCUUAAAGUUCUACGCAAGUUGACAGUCCACGGAUUUCAAGAGCCACAACAGAAUAUGGAAGUGAUGGGUUUCCUGAAUGCAGUGUUUGAAAGGCUAAAACAGUUCCUGGAAUGCUGUCGACAAGUUGGUCCAGAUAGCACAUGCAGAGAAAAAUUGGAGAAGACAAUCAUAUUAUACACUAAAGUUUUGUUAGACUUCUUGGAGUAUCAUCCAUGCCCAUUCAUACCUCUGAUCCAGCGCUCCCUGGAAUUUGCCGUCAGCUACGUGUUCACACCUGCAGGGGAGGGAGUCACCUUUGAACGCUUCAUCGUCCAGUGCAUGAACCUCAUCAAGUUGAUUGUAAAGAACGAUGCUUACAAACCUGCCAAGAACAUAGAGGACAGUAAACCAGAGAGUCUGGAGGCUCACAAGAUCAAGACAGCAUUCUUCACACACCCCACACUGACAGAGAUUGGACGCCGGCUCGUCUCACACUACUUCCUUCUCACUGAGGAAGAGCUGGCAAUGUGGGAAGAGGACCCUGAGAGCUUUGCUGUUGAAGAAACAGGUGGCGACUCAUGGAAGUACAGUCUACGACCUUGUACAGAAGUAUUGUUCCUAGAUAUCUUCCACACCUACAGCCAGACGAUGACGCCGGUACUGCUGGAAAUGGUUCAGAAUCUCCAGGGUCCAACCAAUGUGGAAGACCCUGCCCAGCUGCUAAUGAAGGACGCAGUGUACAACGCAGUGGGCCUGGCAGCCUAUGAACUGUUUGACAAUGUGGACUUCGACCAGUGGUUCAAGAAUCAGCUUCUCGGAGAGCUGCAAGUCAACCAUCACAGGUACAAGUUGAUUCGUCGACGAGUCAUCUGGCUGAUAGGACAGUGGAUCUCUGUCAAGUUCAAAUCUGACCUUCGACCUUUGCUAUAUGAGGUCAUCCUGAGCCUCAUGCAGGACCCUGACUUGGUGGUGCGGAUUGAGACGGCUACAACCCUGAAGCUCACUGUUGAUGACUUUGAGUUCCGGACAGAACAAUUCCUCCCUUACCUGGAGUCGAUCUUCGGGUUGCUCUUCCAGCUGUUGCAGCAGGUGACGGAGUGCGACACUAAAAUGCAGGUGCUCCACGUCAUCUCCUGUGUCAUCGAGAGAGUGAACAUCCAGAUCCGGCCAUACGUCGGCUGCCUGGUUCAGUACCUGCCUCUACUCUGGAAGCAAUCUGAAGAGCACAACAUGCUUCGCUGUGCCAUACUCACUACACUCGUCCACCUGGUACAGGGCCUUGGGGCAGAGAGUAAGAACUUGUACCCUUUCCUUCUGCCUGUCAUCCAGCUGAGCACUGAUGUUUCCCAGCCCCCUCACGUGUAUUUGCUGGAGGAUGGACUGGAGCUCUGGUUGGUGACUUUGGAGAACAGCCCGGCCGUCACGCCAGAACUGCUCAGAAUUUUCCAGAACAUGUCAGCUUUGUUGGAGUUGAGCUCCGAGAACCUGCGCACCUGCUUUCAGAUCGUAAACGCCUACUUAUACCUGUCUGCCACAGAGUUCCUGCAGAACUAUGCAGAAUCACUGUGUCGAUCCUUCUGUGAUCUGCUGAAAGACAUCACGAAUGAGGGACAGGUCCAAGUGCUCAAGGUGGUGGAGAUAGCUUUAAAGGUUAGCCCCAUACUGGGAGCCCACAUGUUCCAGCCCCUGCUGCCAGCUGUCUUCAGAGGAAUCGUUGACGGCGAGAGAUAUCCCGUGGUGAUGUCCACCUACCUUGGCAUCAUGGGCCGUGUCCUGCUCCAGAACUCCAGUUUCUUCUCCUCAUUGCUCACUCAAAUUGCCUCAGAGUGCAGCCAGGAGAUGGGCCAGUUGCUGGGCGCUGUGAUAGAGAUGUGGGUCGACCGCAUGGACAACAUCACUCAGCCAGAAAGGAGGAAGCUGUCGUCGCUGGCUCUGCUUUCCCUUCUACCAUCUGACAAUAGUGUGAUCCAGGACAAGUUCUGUGGCAUCAUCAACAUCUCCGUCGAGGCGCUGCAUGAUGUCAUGACAGAAGAUCCCGAAACAGGCACCUUCAAAGACUGCAUGUUGAUGAGUCAUUUUGAGGAGCCCAAGCUAAGUGAUGAUGAGGAGCCACCAACCGAACAGGACAAGAGGAAGAAACUUCUCGCCCUGGAGGACCCGGUGCACAGCGUCUCUCUGCAGCAGUUUGUCUAUGAGAAGCUGAAGGCGCAGCAGGCCCUGAUAGGGGACCAGGGCUUCGGGGUCCUGAUGGAGACCGUGGACACGGAGCUCGUCCGGCAGCUACAGGAGUUCCUGCAAGGCCUGUGAAUGAGCCUGUCACUACCUUAUGUAAACAUCUUUGCCUAAUGCUACCCUCUCACCCCCCAGUUUUUUAAAUGUACUGGAAAAAGGCUAACAAUCUGCCCGAUGUGUGGACUCCUAUAAUCCAAACCUUCCCAGCCUCUACCCAUGCUAUGCCUUAUCUAUAUUCAGACCUAGCCUUGUCCACUGUCCUCUGCCCACACACGUUGUCCCUUUUCUUUGUGGAUUCCUUUACAUCCUUUUUUUUUUAGAAGGGGUUUGUGUGAGUGCUUAAAAGCGUCAAAGCACCCCCACAUUUUUUUAAUCGCCCACAUAAAAACAUCACCACACUAGAGCUUCCACUCAUUUCUUGUAGUUUCUUCUCUUUCCGUGGUUUUAAUGUGGAGCGGUUAGAAAAUCAGAGGGAUAGUAUAAGAGUUGGGGGGGAGGGGGUUGAGGAGUAUAUAGCAAAAAUCUUCUGCAGGAGCCAGAGAAGGGGCCUCGAACUAUUUUCUAUGGAGAAAACAGAUGGAAGCAGAUAUGAGGACAAAAUGAACCCGAAGGACCUAAAGCAGUGUUUACAGAAUCUAUUCUUUAAAAAAAAGAAAUGUAAUUUUGUAUGUAUGUAAAGUAUGGAUGAUAUUCUGCAUGAUGGUAUUUUACAUUUUAGUUUGUUUUUACGUUUGUGUUAAUUUCUCUUCCAAUUUUUUUUAAAUAAUUGUUUUGUCAUCACCAGACAUGAAGUUGAAGUAACUACUGAGAGAGUUCAGAGGUGUUUUUUCUUUUCUUGUUGAGAUGGAAUGUGUCUCGACUGUUAAAUGGGUGAUUUUAAAAUGGUUGAUUUGUAAGAGUGCUGAACCCCAUUUAUAUGUAUAUAUACAUACUGCUGCUAAUUGAUGGUGUCGGAGCACUUUAAUAACCAAAAAAAAAAAAACAGUUUCAUAUUUUUUCAUCUUUCCACAAAUGGUAUAUCUUCACACAUCAUCGCACAUAUUAAACAGGUCUUGGAGCAGUGCGGCAGGAUUGUGCAAAUUAGGUUGAAUUUACAUUAAGACUCUCAGCUUGAGUUGUUACCGUUUAUCCUGCCUCCUUGUGCUAAGCCAUGUUCAAAAAACUGACUGCAAACAUUACAUGCAAUUAGCUUGUCUUCACUGUUUUCAUUUGGACUCCAGUGGCUGUGAGGAACUCGCAUUGUGAGCCGCUGUGAGUUUCUUCUAAGGCAAAACACAUCACUCUUAGUGAAAGUUGUGUGUAGCUUUCCCGCUUCUCCGCCUUUUUUCUGAUUUUACAUGACAUUAUAGUGUUAGAGACGAAGCGUUGAUAUUUUUGAGUUCACAGAAAAACACAUCGUCUGCAUAGCUUUUCACAGAACAAUCGAUUAUUGGAUCGAUGGAAAAUUGUAUUAUGAAGUAAGGAGUUACUGGACAUUAGCAUUAAAUGGGUGGAUUUCUACAAGUGGCCUGUGGAUCUGUUUCAUGCAGAAUAUAAAGAAAUAUUUAGUUUGUUGUAAUUUGAAAUUCUUAAAGAAAUUAGAGGGGCACUCAGACACUCAAUGUAAUGUUGUUAUUUAGGUCAUCCCACACCUUUCCACAACAUUUCAUGGAAAUAAUGUCUAUAGGUUUUGCAUAAUUCUGCUGACUAACAAACGCUAAUUAGAACGUAACCUAUUUUUGGCAGACGCAAGUAAAAUGGCGCUAGUUUCCCCAAAGAUCAGUAGAUCAGUAGAUUUCUGGGUCUGCAGAAAAUUGCACACAAUCAUAAUUGUCAGUCCCCUCAACAUGAAAGAUUUUUUUCAUCCAGAUUUAUGAAUUAUUCUGUAAAAAAGUAAAGAAAAUGUCUGUACUCACAAUGUGGAUCCACCCAUUCUUUUAGGUCUGCUUGAAAAUGUAAUGGGUUCUUCCUCGGGUCUUGCUCCAUCCUUCCACAAAAUGUCUCAGAAAUUGGUUGUGUAGUUUUUGUGUUAUCCUGCUAACAAACUAACCAAUGCAGAAGAAAACAUAACAACCUUGGCGAGGGUAGAAAUUUACUCUGAGUCCAAAGACAAAAAAAAAAGAUCCUUAAUGAUCGAUUCUUCUGGAACUUCUGUGGUCAUGUGUUUUCAUUAGGUUGUUCAUCCUCCCUGUGAAGGAGAUAAUCCUGACACUAGCUCGUUUGACACUGUGAUAGAGUUGAGUAGCAGUCAGAAUUACAGCCUUAUGCUUUCAGCCUUACCUGUCAUUGACACUCAAAAGGUGUUUCUUACUAUUCUCCUUAUUUCUUAACUAGAUUAACAGUAGAGGAUUUCUGUACUUUGUAUUUUCUGUUAAUUGUGACGUUUUGGACACAACACAAAGUAGAGGGAUGUGGGUUUUUUUUUUUUKKKKUWUAWRUUUGGUUAUGUUUUGAUUGGAAAAUAAUCCUUGUUGCUUUUUUCCAAAGCCUUCAAUAAAAUGCAGUAAACAGGCAAAAA
Molecule: messenger RNA, 5446 nt
Organism: Paralichthys olivaceus (Japanese flounder)
Lineage: Eukaryota; Metazoa; Chordata; Actinopteri; Pleuronectiformes; Paralichthyidae
Source: RefSeq, a predicted model, not a curated record